AUGGCAUCAAAUAUUACGGAAGGAAAUUUCCUCAUUGUCAAUAAAGGUGUUAUCGAUUCUACACUAGUUGAAUUUUUCAUGACCUUUAACCUUAUGUUAUGCGCUGUGUUGAUCGGCAUCGCUGGAAUCGUUGGAAAUGUCAUCAACAUUUUGAACUUUCAAAAACAAGGGCUACAGGACAGUGUGAACGUGACCCUAACAGCUUUAGCCGUCAGUGAUAUAGGAGCUCUCUUCUUUCAGCUGUUGGUCAACAUUCUGUUUAACCCUCUAUGGAGAAGAGUCCAACUUCCAUUCUCUUCUUCCUCUGUUCUGGCCAUGGUAUUUUUCUACCCGCACGGCUACUUUAUCAGAGUGAGUGGUUUUAUUACAGCCUUCGCCGCCUUUGAAAGAUGCCUCUGUGUGGUGCUGCCCAUGGACGUCAAGAGAAUCAUCACCAGAAAUGUCGCUGUGGUCGUCAACAUCAUCAUUUUCAUCGUGCUUCUCUUAUAUUUGUAUCCGGAACAUUCUGUAGUGUACAUGGACUGGUUAAACAUCCCGGCUUUAAAUCGCACUGUGUUAACUUUCGUCUUCAGGGAAAAUUUUGAAAUGGUCAUGACCUAUACAAAUAUUACCAAUGACCUUUUUAUUCCUUACAUAACUUUUUUAGUUCUGAUUAUAUGCACAGUUGUUAUAGUGAUACAAUUAAAGUCUAAGUCUAAGUGGAGGCAAUCCCUCCUAGAACACAAGUUAUCCAGAGGGUCUAAAACAGAGUUAUCCAUUAAAGAUAAGAAAGCGGUCAUUAUGCUGACAGUGGUAUCUGUCCUCUAUGUCUCCUGUCUGACACCUCAAUGCGUUUUAAUAACUGUCAUUGGUUUUAUGCAGGACUUGAAGGUAGAGGGACCAUUGUGGGACAUAAGUUUGAUGACCAUUUCCUUUUCGUCUUUACUAGAGACCAUCAACUGUAGUGUGUCUUUUAUCGUAUAUUACAAAAUGAGUUCAAAAUUUAAAGAGACUUUAAAUUCCUGGCUGCCUGUGUUCAAACGCAUAUCCUAG
Biomphalaria glabrata is the source of this 1032-nucleotide messenger RNA. RefSeq names its product FMRFamide peptide receptor frpr-18-like. Lineage: Eukaryota; Metazoa; Mollusca; Gastropoda; Planorbidae. Gene Ontology annotation, cellular component: plasma membrane. Bases 1 to 1032 code for a protein of 343 amino acids. Gene Ontology annotation, biological process: G protein-coupled receptor signaling pathway. The record is from RefSeq and is a predicted model, not a curated record. The transcript has a single exon. Gene Ontology annotation, molecular function: G protein-coupled receptor activity.